Sturnus vulgaris (Common starling) is the source of this 2442-nucleotide messenger RNA. RefSeq names its product transcription elongation factor A N-terminal and central domain containing (gene TCEANC). Gene Ontology annotation, biological process: DNA-templated transcription. Gene Ontology annotation, cellular component: nucleus. Lineage: Eukaryota; Metazoa; Chordata; Aves; Passeriformes; Sturnidae. The record is from RefSeq and is a predicted model, not a curated record.
AAGACUCUAAAGUAUUAAGGAAUUACAUAGAUUCACUUUUAAGUGUUCAUAUUCUAGCAUAAGGAAUGUCAGCAGACACUAAUAAUCUUUUAUAAAUACCAUUUGUUUAAAUCGUGCUAUUUAUCCAUUCAGGAUGGAUGACCUUUUCAGGAGCAUAUGUACUCUCCUGCAUACAAAGGAUUUCUUUUUAAAGGAAAAAAGUAUUAUAAUUUUUCAGUGGAAAACCUGUAAAACAACAACAAAGUGAUAUAUAAUCUAAGUAUGGCCCUGGCAAUGGAAUGACAAAUAGACAUAGUAUAGCACCAAGACUUAACUAAAAAAAUGAAUGUUAAAGCAAUGAAAAGACAGUGUUCAUCUGACAAAUGAUGAAGAGCUUGCAGAAGUUCAUAAAGCAUGUUUUUACUACUUACAUGUUCCAUUUUUAUAUUAAUUUGUCAGCACAAUUUUCCAUAAAGGCAUAUUGCAAAUGAAACGUUUACCUUUGCUUGGUAGUGUGCUAGAAUUGAAUUCCUUGCUGACUGUUAUGGAUAAGAAUAAUCUUUGAAGCUAUUUUGCUAAAGAAAUGUGUUCAAGAAAAAGAAUUGCUUAUUUUUCUCCAAAAUUAUUAACCUUUUCUUUCUAAAGUGUUAAGUAAACAAAUGUACUUUGGAUGGAUGUGUCUUAAGUACAUCUUUACUUACUGAUUUAGGCUUCUGUCUUCAAGACAGUCUGUUUUGUUGGACUUUUGUGCCAAUGCAGAGCUCAGUGAAAGAAGGAAGUGUGAUCCACCUCGGGAAAGCUUUGUUUAGAUUGAGGUUGUCCAGGUUUCAAAUAGGUACAUCUCCAAGGGAGUAUAAACUGUAUUUAUGGAGACUGAAAAAUAGAUGGACAUGUAAGAAAUUUGAUGAGAUCUCUCACUUGAAAGGCCAAUCUUAAACCUGCAGCUCACAACAUGUUCUUCUUUUCUAUAGAUUUAAAAAGUGUUAAUUCUACUUGGGUAAAUGAACAAGAAAUUUAAGACAAAAUUACAAAAUAGCGGAGGAAAGCUGUAAACCCAAGAACGAUUAUGAAAGGUAACACCUUUAAAAUUUAAAAAUGUCUGAUCUGAAAAAUAUUGUACACAGAACCCAUUGUAUUGAAAAAUUGCUGUCUGAGAACAAUUUGCAAGGUAUUGAGGAUCAUCUUAAACAACUUGAAGAUGUUGAUAUGACUAUGGAAUAUCUUCAGGGGACAGAAGUUACCAAGGCUGUAUAUAGAGUACUCAAGAGCUGCCCUUCAGGAGAAUUGAAAAAGAAAGCAAAGCAGUUAUUGUCAAGGUGGAAAGCACUUUACAAGAAUAACUGUGCUCAGUCAAUGCAAGUUAAAAAGUCAGUUUCUGUGUAUGUAGAAGAAAUUGAGCAUCUCAGUGUAGUUCCUAAAGAGCAGUCUCUGUCUCAAGGACCAUGUGAGCAGGAGGCAUUAGAUGGUACUAGUUCGAACAUUUUGGUCCCCUCACAAACUGUUAAAAAUGUGGUAUGUAACAAUGCAGAAGGCAGUAUGAAUCAGCAUUCUUCUUUUGAGGAACAACACACUGUUCAUGAAGAUUCUAAAUCUGUUGUUAGCAAAGCAAGUCUGCAGCAGGAUCUGAUAGCUCUGAGGUGUAAAUGUGUGGAUCUUCUUUAUAAAGCUUUGACUGAUUCUGCCAAAGACGAAGAAGAAACUGUUAAAUGGCUAGAGUUAGCUAAAGAAAUUGAAGAACAUAUUUUUGCUCUUUAUCCUAAAAAUGAUAAAAAGUACAAAAAUUGUGUCAGAAGUAAAAUCUCUAAUCUUAAGAACCCUAAAAGUUGCCACUUAAAAUACAACCUUUUUUCAGGAACUUUGAGCCCAAAGGCUUUUGCUGAGAUGACAGUGAUGGAAAUGGCCAGUGAUGAACUGAAAGAGCUCAGGGCUCUGUACACAAAAUCAUCAGUUCAGGAACAUCAGCUUCCGCAGGUUAUUAAUGGCACACAGACAAACAAAAUAAAGUGCAGACGCUGUGAAAAAUUUGAUUGCACUGUCACUAUGAUUGCCAGAGGAACUCUCUUUCUUCCAGCUUGGGUGCGAAACACAAAUCCAGAUGAACAAAUGUUGACUUAUGUUAUUUGUAAUGAAUGUGGAGAACAGUGGUAUCACAGCAGAUGGAUUUGUUUGUAAUGCUACCCCUCUUUAAUAAGGGACUUGGAAACAUGUAUAAGAAUGUACCUCUGUGGAAACUCUGUAAUUUGAAAUUCUCUGUUGGUAUUAUGUGGGUGCUGCCAUUAAAAACUGCAAAAUCAGUUUUAAAAAAACUGCUAAUGUAUUUUUAAAGAUUGUUUGAAUGAAUCUUAUGUGUUUUUAAGUAAUGUAAAUAUGUAAAGAAAUAAAAGGAUAAAGGGGAAAAAUGGUUACACUGUAUUUGAGUGGAAUAUUUGCUAGUAAAUCCAUUAAAAUUAUUCCAAGUGCUGA